AGCCACCCCUGAGCCUGUAGCUGUUAUGUUCCCUUCCAUACAGUACCUCUCUGGGCCUCCUAUCAGCGCUGGAAGGUGAGUUUUAGUGAGACCAUUUCACAGAUAAAGAAAUGAAGGCUGUAAGGGGAAAUGGCAAAGCUGGCAUUGGAACUCCAAGCCGUGCAGGUCCAAUGCAGGGGCCCACCUCUGAAGGGAUGCUGAAGAGACCAUCCCCCAUGGGUGUCCUCAGCCUAAAGCCCAGAGAUCCUGGCUGGUCUGAGUCCUUGCCCUCCUCCCCACCUGCAGGCCCCUCGCAUUGGCACAAACUGUAUCCCAUUGCCCAGGGAGAUCGCCAAUCACCCAUCAAUAUCAUCUCCAGCCAGGCUGUGUACUCACCCAGCCUGCAACCACUGGAGCUUUCUUAUGAGGCCUGCAUGUCCCUCAGCAUCACCAACAAUGGCCACUCUGUCCAGGUAGACUUCAAUGACAGUGAUGACCGAACCGUGGUGACUGGGGGCCCCCUGGAAGGGCCCUACCGCCUCAAGCAGUUUCACUUCCACUGGGGCAAGAAGCACGAUGUGGGUUCUGAGCACACGGUGGAUGGCAAGUCCUUCCCCAGCGAGCUUCAUCUGGUUCACUGGAAUGCCAAGAAGUACAGCACUUUUGGGGAGGCAGCCUCAGCGCCUGAUGGCCUGGCUGUGGUUGGUGUUUUCUUGGAGACAGGAGACGAGCACCCCAGCAUGAAUCGUCUGACAGAUGCGCUCUACAUGGUCCGGUUCAAGGGCACCAAAGCCCAGUUCAGCUGCUUCAACCCCAAGUGCCUCCUGCCUGCCAGCCGGCACUACUGGACCUACCCGGGCUCUCUGACGACUCCCCCACUCAGCGAGAGUGUCACCUGGAUUGUGCUCCGGGAGCCCAUCUGCAUCUCUGAAAGGCAGAUGGGAAAGUUCCGGAGCCUGCUUUUUACCUCAGAGGAUGAUGAGAGGAUCCACAUGGUGAACAACUUCCGGCCACCACAGCCACUGAAGGGCCGCGUGGUGAAGGCCUCCUUCCGGGCCUGAGCUGCCCACCUGCCUAGCCGGCCACUAGGGCACCAUCUUCCCAAGGGCUUCCACGUCAGCAGACACCAAACCAUCUGAGGCUCCCUCCCUGGGGGGUGCUGGGGACCCUCCUUCAGCCAGUUUGCUCCUUGGUCACCCUGGAGGCUUCUGGAUGGGACCCUGGAGUCUGGGGCACCCUUCAGCUGCCCUGGGGACAGGAAGGACAGGAGCUAAGCAGGGUCCAAGCCUGGGGCUGCCUCUGCUCUCCAAGACCCAAAGACCCCUGGGAACCUCCUCUGGUCUUCCCCACUGGCAGUGGCGGCAGCCCCACCUGGAGCGCACACUGUGAUGGAGGAGACUGAGCUCCCUGGGGCAGGUAGCUGACACUACCAGAGAGACUCAAGCAAUAAUUAGAGGUGGGCAGAGCUGCCCUCUCGGCAUUACCUCUUCUGCAGGCUCUGCCAUGCACGCACCUCACUGCCGGGCCAUUAAAAUCAGCACCCAGCAUGCUGGAGGUGAUGUGGCCUUCUCCCUCCAGCCACCUGCUGCCACGGGCAGGCCCUGGCUAUAGCUUAUACAGUAUCUCCCCUUGUCCCCACCCAGUCACCAAAGCCACCUACAUGACAAUCCAUCCCUGUUGAAUUAAUAAAUUCAUGUAUCCAUGCAACAAAUA
This is a messenger RNA of Chlorocebus sabaeus (green monkey), 1692 nucleotides long. It is a transcript of the gene CA7, whose product is annotated as carbonic anhydrase 7. Gene Ontology annotation, cellular component: cytoplasm. NCBI's taxonomy places the organism in Eukaryota, Metazoa, Chordata, Mammalia, Primates, Cercopithecidae. Gene Ontology annotation, molecular function: zinc ion binding; carbonate dehydratase activity. The record is from RefSeq and is a predicted model, not a curated record. Gene Ontology annotation, biological process: regulation of intracellular pH.